Dinoponera quadriceps is the source of this 4202-nucleotide messenger RNA. Its product is annotated as chitinase-3-like protein 2. NCBI's taxonomy places the organism in Eukaryota, Metazoa, Arthropoda, Insecta, Hymenoptera, Formicidae. Gene Ontology annotation, biological process: chitin catabolic process; carbohydrate metabolic process. Bases 403 to 1833 code for a protein of 476 amino acids. The record is from RefSeq and is a predicted model, not a curated record. Gene Ontology annotation, cellular component: extracellular region. Gene Ontology annotation, molecular function: chitin binding; chitinase activity. The transcript is spliced from 6 exons.
CAACCGAGCGGUUCGGACGUGCUUUGAGCGCGUGCUCGCGGGCCCCCUUUCUUCGUCGUAGCGCAUAUUUUUUUUCACAAAUUCAUUCCGCCGCAGAACGCAUUUGUCCGGUAUCUCGUUUUAUUUGUAUUAAGUGGUGCAGGAGGAAUGCCGCUGAGCUGCCCGUAAUCAAAGUUGAAGAGAGAGAGAGAGAGAGAGAAUCGAUCACUGCGCGUGUAUAAAUAGUUCGUAUCUAGUAAUCAGCUGUGCGGUCGUUAUCAGUGGCAAGUUGACGAUAUUGUUGACGGCGACGUAACAAGAUAUAUCUCGGUAGCUGUAUUGCACGAGAAUUUCUCGUCAUUCAAAGGAAAUUCGUCGCGACGCGCGCACUCAGCAGUGCAGUAAGCCACGAUAAAUCAUUCAAUGGUUAACCAAAUCCCUGUGCCUCAGGCGAAGUAUGAAUUACUAACUGACAUACGACAACCGCGCUGGCGAACGCAAUUCCUUUGCCUUAUCUUAACAUUCCUAAUCGUCGGAGUUCUCUUUGUAACGCGCGCCUGGUUUGGCAUACUCGUCCUACGAGCUCCGAAGGCUGAUAAAUUUGUCGGGGAACAGAUCGACAAUGCCAAGAUUGCUGCGUGGCUACGUCGGGCUCGGAUGUACGCCGAGUCGACGAAGGAGAAUCAGAAUGCGGACAGGAACACAAGUGUCAACACAUCGGAACAAUACCACCGCAAUUCAACCAAUCAGAUCAUCGUAUGCUACUAUACAAUAUCGGGGGACGUUAACACAUCGUGGGAGCUCAGUCCGUCGCACAUUGACCCUCAUAUUUGUACGCAUAUUAUCGUGGGUUUUGCGAGCGUGGUGAACAGCACACUGGACAUAGGAGACAACGAGUGGGUGUACAGGCGAGUGGUCGAUCUGAAGAAUCGCGAACCUAAAUUGAAGGUCAUGGUCAGCGCCGGCGGAAACAAUGAGCUCCACGAUGGUUUUCCCGAGAUGGUGAAGAAUCACACAAAUAGGAAAAAAUUUAUACGGUCAGUAUUAAACGUAACCAAAACUUUCCAUCUGGACGGCUUCGACGUCGACUGGGAGUUCCCAGCAUGGUUAGGAUCCGACAGUCGCGAGAAGAUACACUUUGUGCAAUUGUUGGAGGAAUUGCGGAAGGCAUUCGAUCGCAGCGGACAGAAGUUAAUCCUGACGGUGGCGGUCGCAGCGCCACAGGCGAUCGUAGAUCAGAGUUACAUGGUCCCCGAGAUCGCAGAACACAUUGACUUUGUAAACCUGAUGUCGUACGAUUAUCAUUUCUACGUUUGGUACUUCCCGGUGACAGACUUGAACGCCCCUCUCUUCCCCCGUUGUACAGAGACAGGCUAUUUGUCGACUUUAAACGUGAAUUUCUCCGCUCAAUAUUGGAUAGCGAAAGGAAUGCCGCGGGAGAAGAUAGUCGUUGGCAUACCGGGUUACGGUCACUCUUACAAGCUGGAUAAUCCGUCGAAUCACGAUCUACAAGCUCCGGCUGAUGGUUUCGGGGAGCUUGGCACAAACGGCUUCGUGUCUUAUCCUACGGUCUGUCAAUUCUUGAAAUCCGGGGCUGUGAAAGUCUUCAAUCAAGAAAGUCGUGUGCCAUACGCGUUUAAAGGUAAAGAAUGGAUAUCCUACGACGACCAGCAGAGCGUUUAUUACAAGAGCGCGUGGAUUCACGCCAACGGCUUCAGAGGAGCCAUGAUCUUGUCUUUAAACGUCGACGAUUGGAACGGCACUUGCGCCACGAAUGAAACGUUCCCGUUGACACGUACCGUCUCGAAGACGUUCAAGGAGCUGGACAAGCAACAAGUGUCGAUAGGAUUGUAAUUCUUCGAGUACGCGCAACUCCGUUGGAGGAAGAUUUCCAUCUAGUUGCAACCGAGAGCUUAAAGCGUUUUACAUUGAAACGAUGCAUUCCACUGCAUUCCUAUUUAAAUAUACUACUACUCGAUGAUAUAUACAUAUAUAUAUAUAUUUACGCUCCACCUGAGUUGCUCAAAGAUUUUCUUGUACAAAUCAGUUGCUAAGGCAUUCCGAGCACAUAGUAUUAUAUGCCGUAGAGCAUAGCACUUGUACCUGAUUAUGUCGAAUCAAAGAUAUUUAUAUACGUAUAUAUGUAUAUAUAUACGUGCGUCGAAUUCUAUAGACUUAAUAAUAUACGUACAUAUAUAUUCUAUAUACGUACGCAUAUCCUGUUUCCUAUGUUAUUAUUUUCAUAUUUUAUAUAGUCAAUAUAUAUAUAUAUAUAUACAUUUCGUAUAUAAUAUUCAAAAUAAUGCCAUGAAUUAGAGAGAAUAUCAGAGGCAACCGUUAUAAGUUAUAACCGGUUUAAACGUGCCAUAUAUAUAUAUAUAUAAUACAAAAUUAUACAAGCAUAUGUAACAAGAGCUAUCGUCUGUUUCUCAAUAAAGGGUUUCGAACUCGCGAAUAAUCUAACGCAUGUUUUAAUUUUACCUGAUAUCUAAUCUUACUUUAGUUCAGUGGUGUUAAUGAUAGUACCGAGCCACACGUACACAAGCGUCGCACAUAUAUGUAUGUAUGUGUAUGUAUAUAUAUACAUAUUUAUUAAUAAUCAUCAUAUUUGCAGCAUUGCAUCAGUCUAUCGGUCUUGCGCCCGCGACUCAGAUCUCUGAUUUACGCCGAGAAAGCAUUUGCGGCUUCGGUGCGUGUCCUAGUGAGAGGAAAUGACAUUCUCUCUUUCGCUUUGCGCGAGACAAACGACGGUUGACACGGACGGAGCGCACUAAAUGGUGCAUAAGGAGAAACUGCAUGGAGAGGAUAUCCCUCUAGGCAAGUGCAGACUCGAAAUCGCAGCACUGCUCCCAAGAUGCUUUGUAUAGAAAGCCUUGGUUGUCGUUUGACCUUGGUCACAAAAAAACAUAUUUCACCAUGAGCGCCGCGUACGCAUCACAUCACGAAGCCGUGUUUCUAUGUUUGCAUCCGAAAGGACCAAAAAUGUCGUACGGGGCGGCUGCUAAGUACAUGAAAAAAAUCCAAGACAUUUGUAAGUGGGUGAAACGCUAUUCUGACGUGAAAAACGUUGAUGAUCUGCUGGAUCGUGGCUCCAAAAAAACGAAAAAGGAGGACAGAAUGAUUUUACAGGUGUUUGAAAAGAAUCCUCGUUUAUCAUUACGUGGCGUGCAAACGGUUUUACAUAAAAAAGGUCUAAAUAUAUCGUAUGAUACUAUAAGAAAACGUUUACUGGCUCGUGAAGUGAAAUUUCGGAGCACAAUGAAGAAAACGUUACUGACCGAAAAACACGUCGAGAAAAGACUUGUUUAGGCAAAUGAAAAUUUGGAUCGCUAUUGGGACAACGUAAUUUUUUCAAACGAAGCUUCUUUUGGGGCAAAUUUUUUAUCAGACGUGCCUGGUUUACCCACGCCAAUAGACUCAUCGAGCAGAUCGUUAAACAUCCGGUAAAAGUGCACGUCUGGGGCUGUUUCUCAAAGCAGAGAUUUGGCACUUUGCACAUCUUCACAGAAAAUUUGGACGCUGCCAAAAUGGUCAAAAUAUAUCAGAGAGCUUUAUUACCAUCUGCCCAAAGGUGUUUUACGAAGGAAAAUGAAAAUUGGCUACUGCAAGAGGACAAUGAUCCAAAACAUCGGAGUAGACUUUGUACUGCGUGGAAACAAGAAAAUAACGUUGAACGUAUUGGAUUGGCCUUUACAGUCGCCAGAUGUAAAUCCCAUAGAAAAUGUGUGAGCACUCAUGAAGUUUAAGCUUCGAGAAAAGAAGAUAUGGACCGUCAAACAGUUAGUUCAAUAGAUUCGAUUUAUAUAGAGGUCUUUGUCUAACGAUUAUACUAUAAAAUUAGUAGAAAGUAUGCCUCGGAGAUGCCAGGUGAUUAUUGAUAACGGAGGUGACUGGGCAACUUAUUAAUAAUAAAGCAUCACAGUCUAUAUCAUACAUAAUGUGUGUAUUUUUUUUUUUUCAAUUUAUUAUCCCAAGUCGUUUUCGAGUUUCGCCGUAAACGCUCUUGUCAAACAGACUGUAACUCGUAGUAGAACACACGCAAGGAUUGUAAAACCGUAUCGGGAUAUAAUAUUGAUAUUCUUACUGUAACGUGCAAUUCAGCGCGUUUCGAUAAUUUAUUGCAUGUACAUGAUAGAUAUCUUUUUAACGAUUCCAUGACUGAUUCAUAAGGAUGUCGAAGAAUUCACUAUCAAUGUCACUUCAUUAAUAAUGACUUCUGUGAU